GAUUGAACGUUGAUCAAAGCAAAGCUAGCAAGCUUAAGAAAGGCAAGAAAAAAUCAGAUCUUCUCAUUGAAGAAGAAGAAGAAAGAGGAAAUCAAGUCAAAGCGAAAAUGUCAAGAGAGAAGCCUAAAAGAGCCACUCUUCCUCCUGUUCAAGAGAAUAUUGAUAAAUUAGAGAAAGCUAUAAACGUGGGCAAUUUCUAUGGAGCUCAGCAGAUGUACAAGUCUAUCAGUGCACGAUAUGUGUCUGCUCAAAGAUAUUCUGAGGCCUUGGAUUUGCUUCAUUCAGGUGCAUGCCUCCAGUUGAAGCAUGGCCAGGUUACUUGUGGGGCAGAGCUUGCAGUCUUGUUUGUUGAGACACUUGUCAAAGGGAAAAUUCCUUUUGACGAAGAUAUUCUUGACCGUGUCAGGAAAAUCUAUAAGAUGUUUCCUCAGAUUCCAGUGCCUAGUAACUUGGGGGAUGAUGAUGAUGUUCAAGAACUUACUGAAGCUCUUGGGGCAGCAAAAACACGUGUUGAGGGCUGCUCAUCAUUCUUACGAGCUGCUAUAAAGUGGUCUGCCGAGUUUGGUGCUCCCAGGAAUGGUGAUCCACAACUACAUGUGAUGCUGGCUGAAUACAUAUAUUCUGAAUCUCCUGAGUUGGACAUGGCUAGAGUGUCAUAUCAUUUUGUUAGAGGAAACAACCCAAAGAAGUUUGCGUCUACCUUAGUGAAUUUCAUGGGCAAGUGUUAUCCCGGUGAAGAUGAUAUAGUCAUUGCAAGAGCAGUUCUUAUGUAUUUGUCUAUGGGUAAUCUUAGAGAUGCUAAUUACCUUAUGGAUGAAUUAAAGAGACAAGUGACAUCCCAGGAGCUUGAUUUCCCCCAAUCGGAUUUGGUUCAGUUUAUCACUUUUCUCUUGCAAACGUUGGAAAGAGAUGCCUUGCCACUUUUUAAUAUGUUGAGAGUGAAUUACAAGUCUAGCAUAGACAGAGAACCUGCAUUCAUUGAGUUGCUAGAUGAUAUUGGAGAAAAGUUCUAUGGUGUACGGCGUAGAAAUCCCCUACAAGGGAUGUUUGGGGACUUAUUGAAGAUGAUGUGAUGAGUAAUAACAUGGCAGCAGCUCAAAUCGCUUGGUGCCUUGACACAUCCAGAAUGCUGGUUUCAUUGUGCCUUUGAUUUGGAACUUUCGGAUUCGUUUGAUACUUGAGAAGUAAUUUCCUUUUAUGCCAAAAUAUUUGAAAUACUUGUAAUAUUAUUUCCCAUUUAUAGGGGAGUCUUAUCCUGUAAACCAAGAAAAACUAUAGUAAUUGCUUACAGUACAAAAUCUUUACCUUGCACACUAGAUGGAAUCAUUCUUGGUUAAUCAAAUUUUGCCUCUUCCAUUGUCUUA
This is a messenger RNA of Theobroma cacao (cacao), 1364 nucleotides long. RefSeq names its product golgi-to-ER traffic-like protein. Gene Ontology annotation, molecular function: protein binding. The record is from RefSeq and is a predicted model, not a curated record. NCBI's taxonomy places the organism in Eukaryota, Viridiplantae, Streptophyta, Magnoliopsida, Malvales, Malvaceae. Gene Ontology annotation, biological process: protein insertion into ER membrane. Gene Ontology annotation, cellular component: cytosol.